This is a messenger RNA of Haemorhous mexicanus (house finch), 5704 nucleotides long. RefSeq names its product BICD cargo adaptor 2 (gene BICD2). Gene Ontology annotation, molecular function: dynein complex binding; cytoskeletal adaptor activity; dynactin binding. Gene Ontology annotation, biological process: protein localization to organelle; microtubule anchoring at microtubule organizing center; regulation of microtubule cytoskeleton organization. Gene Ontology annotation, cellular component: Golgi apparatus; cytosol. Bases 152 to 2689 code for a protein of 845 amino acids. The record is from RefSeq and is a predicted model, not a curated record. Lineage: Eukaryota; Metazoa; Chordata; Aves; Passeriformes; Fringillidae. The transcript has 7 exons.
CGGGUGCGGCGCGCCCCUGGCCCGUCGAUGGCGGCCCGAGCGGGCCCUGCCGUGGCCGCCUGCGAGCCGUGCCGCUGUUAGGAGUGGUAAACGGGCUGCGCAUUCACCCCUUCGUCCAUCCGCCUUGGCGGCCGGCGGUCCCUCCGCCGACAUGUCGCUGGCCAUGGAGGAAGAGGAGUACGCCCGGCUGGUGAUGGAGUCGGAGCCCGAGUGGCUGCGGAGCGAGAUCAAGCGUCUUUUCCAGGAGCUGGGCGAGACCACCCGGGAGAAGAUCCAGGCGGCGGAGUACGGGCUGGCAGUGCUGGAAGAGAAACAGCAGUUGAAACAGCAGUAUGAGGAGCUGGAGCUAGAGUACGAGACCAUCCGCACCGAGAUGGAGCAGCUGAAGGAGGCUUUUGGACAGGCCCAUACUAACCACAAGAAAGUAGCAGCAGAUGGAGAGAGCAGAGAGGAAACCUUGAUUCAAGAAUCAGCUACCAAAGAAGAAUACUACAUGAAGAAGGUUAUGGAGUUGCAGACAGAAUUGAAACAGAUAAGAAAUGUCCUUGCCAACACACAGUCUGAAAGUGAACGCCUUAAUUCUGUUGCACAGGAACUGAAGGAGGUUAACCAAAAUGUGGAGAUCCAAAGGGCCCGCCUGCGAGAUGAUAUUAAGGAAUAUAAAUUCCGAGAAGCACGUUUGCUGCAAGACUAUACUGAACUUGAAGAGGAAAACAUCUGUUUGCAGAAACAAGUGUCUGUCCUGAAGCAAAGUCAGGUGGAGUUUGAAGGCUUGAAACAUGAAAUCAAAAGGCUGGAAGAGGAAACUGAGUUUCUCAAUAGCCAGCUGGAAGAUGCCAUCCGGCUGAAGGAGAUCUCUGAGCGCCAACUUGAGGAGGCCUUGGAAACACUGAAGACAGAGCGGGAGCAGAAGAACAACCUUCGGAAGGAGCUGUCUCACUACAUGAACAUCAAUGAUUCCAUGUACAACAGCCACUUAAACAUCUCUUUGGAUGGGCUGAAGUUCAGCGAUGAAGCCACAGAGCCCAAUAAUGAUGAAAUCAUGAAUGGAUUUGAACAAAACUGCCUCAGCAAACUCAGCAAUGGCAAAAACAGUACUUCAACACCCAAGAAAAAUGAAAGCUUUCCUCCAGCCCCAAGUCUGGUUUCAGAUCUUCUGAGUGAAUUAAACAUUUCUGAAAUCCAGAAGCUGAAACAACAGCUUGUGCAGAUGGAAAGAGAGAAGGUUAACUUAUUAACAACACUGCAGGAAUCUCAGAAGCAGCUGGAAAAUACACGGGGGGCUCUCUCAGAGCAGCAUGAGAAAAUUGGCAGACUCACUGAAAAUCUGAACGCCAUGAAGAAGCUCCAGGCCAGUAAGGAGCGUCAGUCUGCCCUUGAUAACGAGAAGGACCGAGAUAGCCAUGAAGAUGGAGACUAUUAUGAAGUUGACAUCAAUGGGCCAGAGAUCCUGGAAUGCAAGUACAAAGUGGCUGUGGCAGAAAUUACUGACCUGAAGGAAGAGCUCAAAAAUUUGAAAGCAAAGUACAAAGAAUGUGAGUCUAAGUAUGAGGAAGAGAAGAGUAGAUAUGAGACUGAGAGCCAAGCUCUCACUGAAAAGAUCACCUCACUGGAAAAGUCCAGUAGGCAUGAUAGAGAACAGAUGUCCAGGCUGGAGAAGGAGCUGAAGAAAGUCAGUGAUGUUGCUGGAGAAACACAGGGCAGCCUCAGCGUGGCUCAAGAUGAGCUAGUCACCUUCAGUGAAGAGCUGGCCAAUUUGUACCACCAUGUCUGCAUGUGCAACAAUGAAACUCCAAACAGAGUGAUGCUGGACUACUACAAGGAAGGUAAAGGUGGACGCAGUAGUCCAGAGGCCAAGGGAAGAAGGUCUCCCAUUCUUCUUUCUAAAGGGCUGUUGACUAUUGAGCUGGGAAAGGCAGAGAGUGGAAGUGGUGACGGCAGCCCAUCCCCGGUGUCAUCUCUGCCUUCCCCUGUGUCAGAUCCUCGGAAGGAACCGAUGAACAUUUAUAACUUGAUUGCUAUAAUUCGGGAUCAGAUCAAACACCUGCAGGCUGCUGUGGACAGAACAACCGAGCUGUCCAGGCAGCGCGUUGCUACUCAAGAGCUUGGGCCAGUGGUGGACAAAGACAAGGAAGUUCUUAUGGAAGAAAUCCUGAAGCUGAAGUCCUUGCUGAGCACCAAGAGGGAACAGAUAGCAACUCUGAGAACUGUGCUGAAAGCCAACAAACAGACUGCAGAAGUAGCCCUUGCUAACUUAAAAAGCAAGUAUGAGAAUGAGAAAGCGAUGGUUACAGAGACCAUGAUGAAACUGCGAAAUGAGCUGAAGGCUUUGAAGGAAGAUGCUGCCACCUUCUCUUCCCUGAGAGCUAUGUUUGCUACAAGAUGUGAUGAGUAUGUCACACAGCUCGAUGAAAUGCAGCGGCAACUUGCAGCAGCUGAGGAUGAGAAGAAGACUCUGAACUCCUUGCUUCGGAUGGCUAUCCAACAGAAACUGGCCUUGACCCAGCGCCUGGAACAUUUGGAACUGGACCACGAGCAGUCCAAAAGGGUGCGCACAAAGUCUGCUUCCAAAGCCAAGGGCAGUAACCCCAGUGUAAGUCCCAUUCGGUCCUGUGGAGACAGGUCUGAAGGAUCUGUCCUGAACAACCAGGUGUUUUGUAGUGAGAAAUAUAAAAUCUGUUGUGACUAGGACACAUGUCUAGAAAAACCAUAUUCUGCAUCUUAUUUUAUGCUGUAACUGUCAGCCUAAAUCCCCACUAUCUAACAUCACGAUGAGUUGACUCAUACUAGUGUGUUGUUGGGCCAGGUAAUACAGAUGUAUUACAGUGGUCCUAACUGUAGCUAAUGCAUAAGUAUGGGGAUACUAUUAACAAGUUAAUAGUGGAAAUCAGUUAGCUUUUUCCACAAUUAACAGGUCUGGGGUUUGCUGUUUAUGGUGAGUGUUAAGAGUAUGCCUGAUAGAGUAUGUAUCUGGUGUUACUUGCUGUAGUUUGUAUAGCACAAAUGUGAUCCUUUCUCCAGGGUUGCAGUAUACUUCAAUAAAUGCUUUCAUAGGCAGAAACAAACGGAAAACCCUCUUUGUGACUGUGGCUUAAGUGAUGAAAAACAAAGUUAAAAUUAGAGCUGUCUCCAGAAUUCAGAGCAUUUGGAAACUGGAGUCACGCUUAAUUUGCCUGUUGUAGCGGAUGUUAAAUACUUGCUGUUGUAUCACCACUAACCAAAGUCCUAAAGCUUUUAUAGGCUAUAAAAGCUAAAACAAAACCUGGUACAUUAUUUACACUCUGCGUCCCUCUCUUCAGAGGGAUAUUCAGAAGAAACUUGCACAUUUAUAUUAAAAAUAUGCAAUAUUAACUCCAUCUGAUACAAAAUUUAAAAUGUUAAGAAUUGGGAUUCUACCUGGUAGACACUUCCACUUUAAGAAGUUAUGUCCUGAAAGGUUCUGUGUGGUCUUAUUUUGCUCCUUGCAAGCAUAACACUUUAGAAAGAACCCGUCUGAGUUAUCCUGUACAGGAAAGUAGCCACACAAUAUAUAUGUCUAGGAUUUAUGUGACUGUGGUCUCGCAUUGUUAGUCACAAACAGUUUUUCUCAGCUCUCAGUAUUAACCUAAAUAGGUAGCAUUUCAGAGCUUUGAUCAUUUUUUUAAGUACACGGAAGGUAUGGCAUUCCGUAUGCAAGCCAUGUGUUUCACAGGGCUCUACAUUAGAGGCACAGGAAAUUGGUCCAGAUCAUCCUGCUAAUAAUGAUUUAUGAAGUAGCUUAGUGCACAUAUUAAUCUUUAAAGACUAAUAAACCUUUGUCUGAUAUUGAACUUUUAAGGGGCCUUUCUACCCACUUAAUUACAGUAAGUUUGACAGUAUAGAAGUGUACUUUCUAAUUGGUGCCUACAUAAGAAAAAAAGAUUGAAAAUGUUGCUUCUAAAAUUGUGGAAAAUUUGUGGAACACAGAAAGGCACAGUUCUUUGUUUAACCCGGAGUUUGAAGUGCCUAGCCUCAGACUUUAUUUUAAUGUAAAGCCCUGUUAAUUUUGUACUCUUUCAAAUACUUACGUAUGCCUGUAGUGUUAUUAAAAGAAAUGCGAGCCAGUGCUGGUGAGUGCUUGAUAGCAUGGUUCCCAAAGCCAUUCUAGCCCUGUGCUGUGCUUGUGCUCCCCUGCCUGUCCCUGUUCUUGCUCUCAGCUUGCUCCAUGAGCUGCCCCUGCGCACUCAGGAGAUAUCCUAGUGCUAACAGAAGCUAAUAAGAGCAUGGCUGGUUUUCCCACUGAGGGAAAACCAUGGGAAAUUUUGGCUUCCUAGAUAUUUUAGGCAUGUUGGGGGAAAGUCUAAAUUACUACAGUGAGAUUUUAAACAAAUGGAACUUUGAUACAAAGCUGGGAACCAUGGAAAUGCUGCAGCCCAGAGCCAGAAUUUCAUUUAUUGCUCUUGAGAAGAAUCAAAAAACCUCAAGUGAUUCAAUUCUAAUACAUUUCUAAAACUUAACUGCUUGAGGUUUAAACAAAUUUCAGUUCUGGUUUUAGAAACUAGGCCCUCUGUGUCUGUUACUACUUUUUUUAGAAAAUACUGAAUUCUCCUGAAUUUGAGCUUUAAUACUGCUAAAUAGCAGGCUUGAUAUUUUAGAAGAGAUAUCUUUUAUAAUUUUCAAUCCUGCUUUUCUUUGCUGCACAAUCUUCCAAAAGGCCUUUAUUCUUCUCAUUCCUACAUUAAGUACAAUUUGAAAAUAUAUGGUGAAAGCAGGCUUUUGAGUGCUAACUUGAUCUGCUCUAAUAGACUCAGUAACAAUUCUGCUUCCACCAUAGUAGGGAGCUUUAACACAGUUUUCCCUGCUUCCAUGUCUCUAGUGACAGUACUUUUGCAAAAUACUGAUGGCAAAAAGGUAAACUGGAGAAACUAAUUGAAUGCAUUGUUAAGUUUUUCUUCAAAUUCGUUGGAAUUUUCUGUAAUAAUUCUGGUGUUACCAGACAGUGACUAUUGCUUUUAGGCUUGGCUCCUUCUUUCAGUUCCAAGUGUGAGCAAUUUUACUAUUAGCUCAAUAGCCUUAGUGAUCAUUUCCAUCUUCAGUCAUUUCUGCAAAUAUUUAAAAAACCCUAACAGCCAGCCUGACUGCUGUUUGAGUCUAUCACCAUUGUGGUUUAUCCUGUCAGAAAAAGAACUGAGGAAUGGUGUAAAGUGACUUGAUCCUGCCAUUUGUAUUUUUAGGUAGUAUUUAAGACUUGAGUCUUUUUAAUUCUUGAUUAACAAUUUCUUGAGAUGUUCAUUUACUGUAACUCUUUCAGUCUCAAUGGGUUGGGGUAAAGCAUGGAAAAUUCCUUAAGCCAUCACCUACCUCUGCAAGCAGGCUCUUCUGAAUGAUCCUCUGCAUAGGCCUGCAUGAUAUUCUGACCUGCAUGUUUAUGGAGAACCUAAAGCUUCACUGAAAACAUUUCUUGCACACUCACUGCUUUUAACUUAUACUUGAAUAGCAAAGCUGUAUUCAGUACUUGUAAGAAUUCUUCUUUCUGCAAAGCUGUUGCUUCCAGGCUGAGCCUACAAAGCCUUGUUCACCCACUGGAAAGGCAUCUGUGAGCUGGAGUGGCUGCUGUUACCCCAGCCAGCUAACAGACCCUCAGCCAACUAACCUGCCUGCACAGCACAUGGAUGGGGUUAAGUUUUCAGUUGAAUGAAAAAUAAACACUGAUUUAUUUUUUUUUUUCCUAAUGCUAUUUUAUUUU